Molecule: messenger RNA, 141 nt
Organism: Racocetra persica
Lineage: Eukaryota; Fungi; Glomeromycota; Glomeromycetes; Diversisporales; Gigasporaceae
Source: the annotation of a GenBank genome assembly
ACAUAAUGAAGUACCUUUCCUUAGUAGCCAUCCUCGUCUUCGCUGCUGCUGCCGUCGCCAGACCCACCCCCAGUCAAGAAAAACGUCUUGCUGCACCUGCACAAGAAAAACGUAAUGCCCACAAGCGUGCUCCUACUCAAC